AUGAAAUAUUUUCUUGCUCUAUUAUUUAUUGCCAUCACCUAAGCUGGAAAUUGUGGAUAAACAUGUUGUUAAGAUUUACCAACUAGACCUUCAAUGACAUUCUAUUAUUACAUCAAUACAGGAAGAUUCUUUGGAGGAAGUGGAGAUUCAGCUAUUAAUACUUUUGGUUAUUCUGGAGCUGGAAAAGUAUACAAUCUAUAUUCUAAAUUAGUAUAGAAAUGAUCCUGCAGCCUAAUGUUUAAAGAACUAAGGACCAGCACCUUCAAAUACAUAUACUAUAAAAACUUGUUAAAAUACUAUGCAUAAUCCUCCAGUUGAUAGACCUUGUUCUUUUUGGAUAGAUGGUAAUGAUUCAGAUAGAAUGUGUGGCAGAACAGAAAUCAUGAUUCAUGGAUGUGCUUGUUGCACACCAAGUGAUUGGAGUGUACCACCCAUUGAUGGAUGUUCUGCAGGGUUAUCAUUAAAUACUAAUUUAGAUGUAUUAUCAUUAAUGAAGAGAACAGAAAAAAACUAAGAGUUGGAGAUACUCUUAUUGUUUAAGAUUAUGAUCCAUUAGGUGAUAGUAUUUAAUUAAAUGACAUCAUCAUGGAAUAAGAAAUUAUGUAUGAAUGAAUUAUUCAUCUACAAUAAUAAUAAUCCUAAUUAACUUUUGAUAGC
This is a messenger RNA of Paramecium sonneborni, 657 nucleotides long. The record is from the annotation of a GenBank genome assembly. NCBI's taxonomy places the organism in Eukaryota, Ciliophora, Oligohymenophorea, Peniculida, Parameciidae.